AUGCUCCCCAGCGCCCUGGCGGCCCACGCCGGCGCGUACUGGGACGUGGUGGCCUCCUCCGCGCUCUUCCACUUCCCCGCAGCGCCCGGCUUCGGCAAUCUGGGCAAGAGUUUCCUGAUUGAGAACUUGCUGCGGGCUGGGGGCGCCCCGCCGCCGGGGCUGCAGCCGCCCCCGCCCCACGGCCCGGCGGCCGCUCUGGCCACGGCCACAGCUACCGCCACGGCCGGCGCGCAGGUCCGGCCCCUGCCCGCCAGCCCCGUGCCCCUGAAGCUGUGCCCGGCCGCCGAGCCGGUCAGCCCCGGCGGGGCGCCCUACGGCACGCGGUGGGCUUUUCAAGUGCUCAGCCCCUCUGCGGACGGCGCCAGGCUGCCGGGCCGGCCCCCGGGGGACAGAGACUGUACCUUCCACCCGUCAGCGCCAGCGCCUUCCAAGCCUUUUUUCCUGACGGCCCCGCCAUUCUACUCAGCGUGCUGCGGUGGGUCCUGUCGGCGCCCCGCAUCCCCCACUGUUUUUCCAAAUGAGGAGAGUGUGCUGCCUCUCCUGGCACAGGACUCUAACUCCAAAGCUCGGAGGGGCAUUUUGAGAAGAGCCGUCUUUUCUGAGGACCAGAGAAAGGCUCUGGAGAAAAUGUUUCAGAAGCAGAAAUAUAUCAGCAAAAUAGACCGGAAGAAACUUGCCAUCAACCUGGGACUAAAGGAAUCACAGGUGAAAAUUUGGUUUCAGAACAGAAGGAUGAAGUGGCGGAAUUCCAAAGAAAAGGAAGUGCUUUCCAACAGGUGUGUCCAAGAAGCAGGCCUUCCGGAGGACCCCCUCUCGUGUUCCGCUCUGGGCUUCCCUUCUCCGUGUCCUUCCCUCUGGGACGGCUCCCAACAGCACUCGAGUCCCAGGUGGAGGGAGAAUUUGCCAGAACCUCCAGAAAGACUAAUCCAGGAGAGUUCGGGGGCACAGCCCCCAGAAGCCAAUUCACUGCGAGGUGCCUUAUAUUUGUGUUCUGAAGGAGAAGCUGGAGACAAGGGCGUACUUACCGGGGCCGUCUGAAUGGAAGCGUUCCUCCACGUUAAUUUAAAAGAACACUUAACUCAUAAUGUUUGGACUCUAAAGCCAACUAGCUUGUGCCUCAUCAGUGCCUAAAACCUAACAACGUUGGAGUGAUGCAGGAACUAAUGCUUUAGGAAUCUUUUCCCAUUGUUCUGUUAUUUGGGUCUUAGACUCAGACUUAAUUUGUAAGUGGAAUAGAAUCUCCCAGAAAGUAUGAUGGAAGUGAAAAAAAAAAUGAGAGUGGUAGUUGGCUCAGUCUAAAUAUGUGUAUAUAUAUGAUGUGUCUCUAUGUGUAUAUGUAUAUAAAUAUUCAUUAAAAUACAUUAGUAGAAACGCCAGUUUCUCUUUAAAUACCGCAUUGAGCAAAUUCAUCUCCUUUUACAUGAAGAAAAACCAACCAUUGGCCAAAUGUUAUUAAUUU
Molecule: messenger RNA, 1459 nt
Organism: Eptesicus fuscus (big brown bat)
Lineage: Eukaryota; Metazoa; Chordata; Mammalia; Chiroptera; Vespertilionidae
Gene: DBX2
Product: developing brain homeobox 2
Exons: 4
Coding region: 1-1038 (345 amino acids)
Biological process (GO): regulation of transcription by RNA polymerase II
Molecular function (GO): DNA binding; DNA-binding transcription factor activity, RNA polymerase II-specific
Source: RefSeq, a predicted model, not a curated record